AUGAAGCAAGAGCCAGUCUGGAAAGUUGGCCCUGUCAUGGAAAGCAUCUAUAGCACGCUCCAACAAAUCCUCCGCCUUGUUGAGAAAUCCCCUAAGAUCUAUCUGGACGACGCUUUCUUGAGCGAGAUCAGUGUUCGGAAACAUGAAUGGGAUCUAGCCGACACAGAUGACUUCUUCGCUUGCAUGACAGAAGAAGAACUUGCCCAUCUUAGGCCAUCUGACCCUAUACCGGACGAAGCUAUACCGUACGAAGAUGUCGAGUAUCCAGAAUCUGCUCAACCUCAAAACGUGUUCGACCUCGAAAGUUCCGGUGUCCGAAUUGAAGAAUGGUUUCAUGAACUUCAAAAGCGGAAGGUAUCCAUCGACGGGUGUGGUUGUAUUUGGCCAGAAGGCUCGUCCUCUUGGGCCCCUCGUGAGCUUUUCAAAUACGAAUAUCUUUCCCGCGGAAGAAGAAACCCACCUCACGUACCUUGGACUCUUUCCGGGGCCUAUUACAACGACGACCAACCCCAUCAGAUUUACCACGCGUGGCACGGAGACGAGGGAAGAGAAGGGAUCAUUCUGCGGAGCGAGCUUCAGAUCUUGAUCAGAUGUAUGAAGGGGAGAAUGGCGGAUCCGGCGCUCUGCAUACAUAACGUUCCAGUGCUCCUACUCUCCAUCCACGGCACCAAAGCCCGAAUCAUGAUUGCCCACUUCAACAUGAAGAGAAAGACACUCGAUAUCAAAUGCAGCGGAUUCGAGCAAUUCGAUGGCUUCGAAGCAAAAGAAAACACAGGAACUACAGACGGCUGUGCGAGACCUCACGACUUCGAGGCGAAGAGGGACCUUUUCUUUAGAUGGCUCAAUCCGAUUUGUCAAGGGGAUACAUAUUUGAAGGACUCGGAGGACGCGCCGGAAAUGGUCUUACGAGGGCCAAAGGGGAGAAAGCGGCUGGUGCCGCGUCACUUGCCACCACCGUCUUCGAGCUCGGAGUCAACUGAGAUCCUCGAAUAG
This is a messenger RNA of Letharia columbiana, 993 nucleotides long. RefSeq lists its product as uncharacterized. Lineage: Eukaryota; Fungi; Ascomycota; Lecanoromycetes; Lecanorales; Parmeliaceae. The transcript is spliced from 2 exons. The coding region runs from base 1 to 993 and encodes 330 amino acids. The record is from RefSeq and is a predicted model, not a curated record.